CGCCGCGCUACAGAGUAUCCAAUCAGCUUUUUAAAUAAAAAACAUCGCGAGUCUUUGGUGGGACUCUGCUCUAUAAGCCCCUGGAAAAGAGCCUUGGAAAUCCCUUUUACGAAGAUGGCGCCGAAGGCUAAGAAGGAAGCCCCUGCCCCUCCCAAAGCCGAAGCCAAAGCAAAGGCUUUGAAGGCCAAGAAAGCAGUGCUGAAAGGCGUCCACAGUCACAAAAAAAAGAAAAUCCGCACGUCACCUACGUUCCGACGACCCAAGACACUGCGUCUGCGGAGGCAGCCCAAAUAUCCUCGAAAGAGCGCCCCCAGGAGAAACAAGCUUGAUCACUAUGCCAUCAUCAAGUUCCCCCUGACCACUGAGUCAGCCAUGAAAAAAAUAGAAGACAACAACACACUUGUGUUCAUUGUGGAUGUCAAGGCCAAUAAGCACCAGAUCAAACAGGCUGUGAAGAAGCUCUACGACAUUGACGUGGCCAAGGUCAACACCUUGAUCAGGCCUGAUGGAGAGAAGAAGGCAUAUGUUCGACUGGCUCCUGACUAUGAUGCUUUGGAUGUUGCCAACAAAGUAAGCUUCCUUUGCUAUCAACUCAUCUACCACCUGGGUCCAAGUGAUGUGUCUGCUAGUAACCAAAACCUGACCUUAAUAGGCUCACCCUCUAUCCUUAAUAGGCUUUACCCUCACCUCAUUUUGCUUUUUAACCAUGACGUUUCAGCUCCCAGUAACAAAGCUCCCCUUUUGUUUUUCAGAUUGGAAUCAUCUAAACUGAGUCCAGCUGGCUAAAUCUAAAUUAAAUUU
Zalophus californianus (California sea lion) is the source of this 801-nucleotide messenger RNA. It is a transcript of the gene RPL23A, whose product is annotated as ribosomal protein L23a. Gene Ontology annotation, molecular function: structural constituent of ribosome. The record is from RefSeq and is a predicted model, not a curated record. Gene Ontology annotation, cellular component: ribosome; cytosolic large ribosomal subunit. The transcript has 4 exons. NCBI's taxonomy places the organism in Eukaryota, Metazoa, Chordata, Mammalia, Carnivora, Otariidae. Gene Ontology annotation, biological process: ribosomal large subunit assembly; translation. The coding region runs from base 115 to 786 and encodes 223 amino acids.